Messenger RNA from Rhizoctonia solani, 1371 nucleotides. RefSeq names its product Fungal Zn(2)-Cys(6) binuclear cluster domain. The record is from RefSeq and is a predicted model, not a curated record. NCBI's taxonomy places the organism in Eukaryota, Fungi, Basidiomycota, Agaricomycetes, Cantharellales, Ceratobasidiaceae. Bases 1 to 1371 code for a protein of 456 amino acids. Gene Ontology annotation, molecular function: DNA binding; zinc ion binding; DNA-binding transcription factor activity, RNA polymerase II-specific. The transcript is spliced from 12 exons. Gene Ontology annotation, biological process: regulation of DNA-templated transcription; DNA-templated transcription.
AUGUCCUACAGCCAGCCUGGAAGUAGUAGGGAUCAGCCCAUGCCAGACGAUGAUAUUCCACUCAAAAUUCGACGAGUCACCAAAGCAUGCGAUCUAUGUCGCAAACGUAAAGCGCGCUGUGAUGGGGAUCCAUCAUCAGACAGAGGAUGUACACUAUGCACGAACGCGGGCAUGUCCUGUGUUUUCACACGUUUUGCGAGAAAACGCGGACAUGAGAGCAGUCAAGCCCGAGAUCUAGAGUCUCGAAUAAUUGAGAUGGAAGGGCUCAUCCGCUUGAUAGCGCCUGGUAUCGAUAUUGAGCAAGAGAUAGAAGAAUCAGCGAACUCAGACUUACUAGACAAUGCAAACACUCUGCUGCGUCCCUCUGAUUCAGCUUUCCUCCAGCCAAAUGAUGCGUUCUUGCGCCCUUCGGUCGAUUCCACUACAGCUUUCUUUCACCCCUCGAACGCCAUACUUGACAAGGUUGACUUCAUCGGCCCCGUUGUCACCUCCGAAAUCAUCCCCGGAAAUACCACUACGUACUCUCCCCCAAGUGCUGGUGCGGACCGUUCAUCGCCUUUAACGGGUUCUAGCCAUCCGUAUGGUAUCACAACGCCCCCUAGGACAGGCUCAGCGCCGUACAUGAACAAUCCUGCAAGGGACAGAGGAGCAGGACCCGAGGGAAGGCCCAUGGGCAGGUCAUCCUACCACACUGAAUUGUCAUUUACCGAGGGCUCUGAAAUUUCUAUUGGACUGGAGCUCGCGCAUGCCUGGAGAAAAGAGGUUCAACCUCAAAUUGCGCGUAGAAACUCGCGACAGGUCAACCCAGCAGAGUACCAGGGCUCGUAUACUAAGCCAAUGCGGGAUAAACUUGCCACACGCGUGGCUCCUCAAGACCUUUGGUUCCCUCCGGACGACUUGUUGGCCUCGUUAGUGGAUCUAUACUUCACUAGAUUUAACGUUAUCCUCCCUCUUCUUCAUCGGCCCACGUUUGAGGCCCAACUUGCACAGAAGCUCCACUGGAAAGACCCAAGUUUUGCGGCCGUCGUGCUGCUUGUCUGUGCAAACGGAUCAAGAUUUAGUGAUGAUACACGUGUUAUGCCCUUCUACGCUGAGGAUAUUCCACCGGAUAUGCGAGAAUUCGAUGCGGGAGUUUUGUUCUAUCUCCCAUGGCUGGUACCAGCGACGCGAGAGACGGUUGUUGCGCUUGUAAUGAAUGGGUUGCGUCUAAUUCGCUCUGAUCCUCAGCAAGGUGGGGAAAAGCAAGACCCGUUGCUCCAGAAUUGUAUGGAUCUAUUGCACCUUGUGAGCCGAGUGGGCGUACAUGUAGCAGAUAUGGCAAAUAUGCUUCGCGAACUGGCGACCCCUAUCAAGGCCUCGCCUUCUCUCUAG